GUCCGCCACUUGCCCCGCUGGUAGUGCCUAGUUACAGAAUGUAAACGAAACUGCAGAGGAUGAACGCCCACGGGAGGACACCGACCGGCCAGCUGCUUAAUACUCCCAGAAUGAAUCAUACAUUUGUAACCCUUGCUGAUAUACUGGAGGUGAGAGGAAGACCCCUAAAUGAGAGUGACAUCUGGCUACUUUUACUGUAUACAACAGAAUCUUUCCUAAAUGCAUCUAACAAAGAUCACCUCAACAUUUCUAAUAUCUCCCCUGGAACACUUUUGCUUUCUGCCAGUGGACAGCUUGGCUUCAAACAUGAUUCAACUGAUGAAGAAUUUUGCACUUUUGUUGCACCUGAAAUUCUUCAAGGUGAAGGCUCAUCUGCACCACUAGCAAUUGAAAAGAUACUGGUGUAUUCUUUGGGAAUGACUUUUUACUGGUCAGCAGAUUACAAGGUUCCUCAGAACGAGCCCAUCCAGCUGAGUGAUCAUCUGAAUUGCCUUUUGCUAAGCAUGUGUGAAGAUAUGGCCCACAGGAGACCAGAUCUGAAAGCUAUUCAAGAAACCUGUGAAGCACAUGUUCGAUCGGCAGAGAUGUCCCAUCCCACCAGUGUUAUUAAACAGCUUGUGGAAGAGGCCCUCCAGAGUAAAGAAGAUCACAUUCACUUUGAAGGAAUUUCAGCCCUCCUGAGUGACCGAACUCAGAUGAUCAGAGAAAGACUACAUGCUAAAGAGUACAACUCGAUGGCUGCAGUUUCUCUGUCUGCGAACCACCAAGAUCUAAGUACAGCAACUGAUACAGUUGACCAUGACAUCCUUAUUGCCUGUCUUGAGCAAUAUGAUGGUAUACAAGAAACGGCUUUGAAAUGGUUCAGAUUAUACCUCACAGGCAGAAGCUUUUCAGUCAGCAUGGGAGAUUUCUCCUCAUCCUCUACUCCAAUUACCUGUGGGGUCCCUCAAGGAUCUGUUCUGGGUCCAGCUGAACAGAUUCAGAACCCAGUGGUUAACAGUCAUUGGCCACACCUAAGUUCCUGCCUAGAGAUUCCUCGGGUCAACAGUAUGAAGCUCCAUGAAAGUGUUUCUACAUUUCUUCCCAUAAAACCAAAGCACUUAGGACCAGAGUUUAUUCAUGCAGCUGGAGAGAAGAAAGUUAAUUUGGAAUUGCCUGGAUCAAUUGUGACAAAGAAGGGGAAGUCUGGUGCAACACAGAGGUGUAUUGACAUUAUUAUGCCAAAUGAACAAUGUAUUGAUGUGAAGUGUGAUAUUAAAUCUAAAGCUCGAGAUGUGUUUGACAUGGUUGUAGCACACGCAAAUCUAGUCGAAAAUUUCUACUUUGGUCUCGCUUUCACUGAUGAUAAUGAAUAUUUCUUUCUGGACCAUGAGACCAGAUUAUCUAAAGUUGCUCCAGAAGGCUGGAAGAAGUCACCAUCAGUUCGAUUUGUUCUUUUUCUUAGAAUAAAAUAUUUUGUGGAUCAUAUUAGCUUUAUUCAGCACAGAUUGACAUGGCACCAGUAUUACUUACAAAUGCGAAAAGACAUCCUUGAAGAAAGGAUCUACUGCAGCGAUGAAACAGCUUUACAGCUUGGGUCUUUGGCCUUGCAGUCUGAAUUUGGGGACUAUAUCCCAGAGGUAUAUGGGCAAAACUUUUUUCAGUUGGAACAUUAUAUUCCAAAAAGUGUAAUGGAGAAAAUGGAUUUGGUAUAUUUAAAAAAUGAGCUUUCAAGACUGCAUGCCAGAAACGUGGGGCUUUCCAGUGAAGAAACAGAAAUUGAAUUCUUAAAGGCUAUCCAACAGUUGCCUGAAUAUGGUGUUUUGUUCCACCGUGUAACAAGAGAAAAGAAGAAAGUAGGUAGGAAUUUAGUCCUCGGAAUCUGUGCCAAAGGCAUUAUUGUUUACGAAAUAAAAAAUGGCUCAAGGAUUGCAAGCCUUAGAUUCCAAUGGAGAGAGACAGAACGGAUCUCAUCCAGUAGGAAGAAAUUUACUGUUGAAAGUAGUACCAGUGGUAAAAAACAUGUAUUUCUCACAGAAAGUUCAAAAAUCUCCAAGUAUCUCUUGAAUCUUUGCUCGGCUCAGCACAAAUUUCAAAAUGAGAUGAACUCUCGCCAGCUCUGAAAUAUGUUGGCAACAGAACAAAGCUUAAUAAACUUUGAAUCUCAGAUAAAGGGACACAGGACCAGGCAGCGGCUCUCCAAUUCAGAAAUGGUACUGAAUCAUUAUAGCAAAAAUAACUUGAUGCCAAAAGACAUGAUCAGCAAGUCCUGUGACAAUUUAAGUGUCAAAAUGGAUAACGAGAGUGGAGAUGAGAUUCAUAUAUGGAGUCCUGAAAUAAAGCCAAGUAAGGAUCUGAAAGUUUCAACUCACAGAAAGCUGUUCCUUGGAAAUGAAACUUCCAGUCAAUCAGUUCAGCAGCCUUUGAAUGAAUCCCAAACCAAUAUUACAGUGCCAGAGAGAGAAAUUAUAUGUGUAACUUUGAGGAAAGAUCCACAACUUGGCUUGGGAUUCAUAAUAGUUGGUGAAGACAACACAGGGAAAUUGGACCUUGGAAUCUUUAUUGCAUCAAUUAUUCCUGGUGGACCAGCAGAAAGAAAUGGCCAAAUUAAGCCAGGAGGACGCUUAAUUUCUUUGAAUAAAACAAGUCUGGAAGGAGUCACGUUUAGCAGCGCAGUAGAAAUUUUGCAAAACUCUCCUGAAGAAGUGGAACUUAUUAUUUCACAGUCAAAGAGUGUAUGUGAAAUGCAGAAUAGAUGCUUAAAAAAAGAUAACACUCUAAGCAGCCUUUGCAAUGCUGAAAACAAGGAUGUUGGUCAAAGAGUCGAUCAGCAUGUGUAUGUGGAGGAUCUUGAAAAUGUUCUUACAGAAACAGUUGUGCCAAGGUCUGGAACGAAGCAACAAACACCUGUGGUGCGGAUACUUGAUGUGCUGGAUGGAAAUCCAAGACCAGUCUAUCCAGGCAAUCCAGAGGCAACUGACGUUCAUUGUGUGGAACUGACAAAAAUUGACGGAAGUCUUGGAAUUAGUGUCACAGGUGGAAUCAAUACAAGUGUACGUCAUGGAGGGAUAUACAUUAAAGCAGUUGUACCUGGAGGAGCUGCUGAACAAGAUGGAAGAAUCAAAAAGGGUGAUCGUAUGUUGGAAGUUGAUGGCUUCAGUCUGCAAGCUGUUACUCAUAAACAAGCUGUGGAGUGCCUGAAGAGAACUGGACAGGUAGUGCGACUGGUAUUGGAAAGAGGGCAGGACAAAGCAGCUGGGAGUCAUGACCCAGAAACUCCAAGAGCUCAUAUGUCAUUUGAUGUCAAUCAUAUGGUAAAAAACAACAUGGCAACAGCUUCUAUGGCAACGCCCUUAUCUGUCAAAGUCAAGGACUACAGCUUCGUGGAGAAUGAUAAUGUGUUUGAUAUAACAAUAAAGAAGAACAAUAGUGGCAUUGGCUUUAGUUUUCUACAGAUUGACUCAGCAGGAUAUUCAGAGGACAGUGGAAGCAUUAUAAGAAUAAAAAGACUCUUUCCUGGACAGCCUGCUGAGGAAAGUGGCAAACUUGAAGUUGGGGAUGUCAUUCUCGCUGUCAAUGGCGAGGCAGUGAAGAGGUUGUCUUAUCAGGAAGUUCUUCACCUUUUACGAGGUCCACCCACUGAAGUCAAGCUGUCUUUAUGUCGACCUCUUGCUGGCGUCCUUCCAGAAAUUGACUUUGCAGCUCUGAGCCCUGCUCCUUCUCCAGUGAAAGAGAUUAGCUCCAACUCAUCGAGACAUCACAAACCAUUUUUAAACAUACUGGAACAUAAAUGCUUGGUUACAGAGCAGAAAGAGAAUUUAAAUCUGGCUUUAGAUAAUUUGGCGGAUGUCACCCAAAAGGAUGAAAGCACAACAGACAAUAAUGAGAUGUUAGAAGAAGGAAUUGUUGCCACAUCCAUCUGUGUUUCAAUAGAACCACAGUGUGAGCAGACUGAUUCCAGUCUUGAAGAGGAUAGCCCUUCCCCUACAUGCACUAUUCUUGCUGAUGAUGUAAGGCAAAAUUGUUACUCUGAAAAUGACUUGACCCUGAAUGAUGUAGAAAGCACACUAGAAGAGAAGGAUGCUAUGGUUAACAUUGUUGAUCCAGAUGCUAUAGAUGAAGAAUAUUUGACUAUUAGCUCUACUUCCAUUACUCCUCCAACUUGCAGCUCAGAUACUCCAUCCACGCUAGUCCCUACCCCACAGCCAGGAGCUCUUGCACCAUCCCUUCAGUCUCCUCCUCAAAUUAGGGCUGAACUUCCUUGCAACAGUAGUGAUGAAUGGGAAGACACAGAUGAACAUGAAGAAAAGAGAAGGGCAAUGAGUCAAGAGUUUGAGCUCUCUGUCACACUAUCAAAAUCACGAAGUGGCAGUUAUGGAUUUACUCUCGCUCGAAGUAACCUGGAUGGUUGUUAUUAUAUUCGAGAUAUUCUAGAUAAUCCAGCCAAGUCAGAUGGCAGAUUAAGAGCUGGAGACAGAGUGAUUAUGGUAAAUGGGCAAGAUUUGAGGAAUAUAUCUCAUGAGGAUGCAAUGUCUAUUCUGAGAUGUUCACCUGAUAGACUCAUGUUGAUAGUUGGCCGGGUUGUCCAAAAUCUUCGAUUGCCAUUGCCUUCAGAAAGCAUUCCUGAUAUUGUAAUUUUAAGAAGCCCAACUGGACAGUUAGGUUUAAAACUAACUGGAGGAAUUGGCAGUAAAUGGCAGGGAAUUUAUGUUCUAGAGAUUGUUGAAGGUUCCCCUGCCAGUGAGGAAGGCAGCCUUCUACCCAAUGACAAGAUUCUUUAUAUCUGCGGAAAAUGUACAAUGGGGAUGACUUUAGAAGAUGCUGUGAAGACUUGUGAGGCAGCAACACGCAAAGUAAAAAUCAAGGCCAUUCGAGAUGACCAACCAGUGGUGCCAAAAGGAAAACGUAAUGGAUUAUUUGAAUGGAAACGUGAAAUUAAACUUUUCCCUCGGUUUGAAGAACAGAAACCUACAGAGCAAGAAGAGCAAAGUGAAGACACAAAACAAGCAUCUGUAGAUGAACAAAAACACAGACGCAGAUUAUCUGGAACUUCAGAAGAAGAGACUUGCCUAGUUCACAUUGAGCUCCAAAAGCCAGAAAAAGGAGGCUUCGGUUUUUCAUUAGUAGGAGGAGGCAGUGGCAAUGCACUCAGAGUCAAAGCCAUCAGUCCCGGAAGCUUGGCUGAUCUAGAUGGACGGCUGAAAACUGGAGACAUUUUAAUAGAGGUCAAUGGGGAUAUUGUAGCUGGCCUGAGUCAAAGUAAAGUUGUUGAAAUUUUACGAAAAUCAGAAGGAUUUGUGCAGCUGACUGUCAGUAGAAAUAUAGAGGCAGGAGGUCACGACAUGCAGGCAAGAUGCAGAAAAAAGGCUGAACAGUUUGCUAGUGCAUACUGCAAGGAAGAAGACAAAGAAUCUCCUUUACAAAUCAACGGUCAAAAACAUUUAAAAACAGUGCAAAUGAUGCAGAGAGAUUCUGAGAUUCAGGAUGGUGUUGCUUCAGAUAUUUCUGUGUUUCCCACUCCAGUCUUAAAUCCUCGAACUGCAAUCAUUGUUAAAGAUAAACUGUUACCAAAAAAUGACAGCUUAGAUUCUCAGGAGCACAAAGGCCAAACUCCCAGCCGUCAGUACAGACCUCAUGAGGAUUCUGAUGGUUGGAGCAGUGACGAUGAGUCCCUUGAUCCAUCUGGGCAGGAAUUUCUUCCAGCUACAGGUGAAGCCAUUGUUUCUGCUGAAGAAAUCAACAGCUUCUUCAGGAUAAUGCCAUCUGGAAAUGGUCGAUAUUCUGGAUCCAAUCUGAAGUCUGUGAUCCAAAUUCUUCAGCAACAAAUUGAAGAGCAGAAGCCACUUAAGGAGUUCACAGCUUUAGAACAUUUAAAACCAAUUGACAGCUGUCUGAUAGGAAAAUCUCCGGAGAACAGAGAAAAAAACAGAUACAGAGACAUUCUGCCAUAUGAUGAAACUCGAGUCCUAGUUGGCAAAAAGCAAGAUUACAUCAAUGCAAGCUACAUACGCAUGUCAGUGGGCACACAGCAGUAUUACUACAUCUCUUCUCAAGGCCCUCUGCCUGGCACAUGUGAUAUUUUCUGGCAAAUGGUUUGGGAAAAUAAAUCAAAUGUUAUUGCCAUGAUGACUCAAGAAGUGGAGCGUGGAAGAGUCAAGUGUCAUAAAUACUGGCCUGACAGACUAAAUGAGCCAAAAGAGACAAACAAGUACCAGCUUAUUUUGGAAAAUUUUCAGAUUCAAGACUACUUUCAAAUUAGCAUCAUUAGAAUGACUGAUAAAAAGACUGGACAGAUCCACUUUGUGAAGCAUUUAAAAUUCACAACAUGGCCAGACCAUGGGACGCCACAGUCAUCCGAGCAUCUUGUCAAGUUUGUUCGCUAUAUGAGGUCUAUUCAUCGAUGUGGUCCAAUAAUCGUCCACUGCAGUGCUGGGAUUGGAAGGAGUGGAGUCCUCAUCUGCAUUGACGUCAUCCUAAGUCUGGUUGAAAAAGAUUUCGAAGUCAACGUCAGUGAUAUAGUAAGGGACAUGCGACUCCAAAGAUAUGGAAUGAUACAAACUAAGGAUCAGUACCUGUUCUGCUAUAAAGUCUUACUGGAAGUUCUUCAACGCAUUCAGCUGCUUCAGGACAAUGAAGAACAUUGACCAUUUUCCAUUUAAUUGAUUUUUCAUACACAAGAAAAUUUGUAAUAUCAGUUUGCCUAUUUGCACUUGCCCAAAUCCCCAUUAAAUAAACAGAGGUACAGCAGUAAUAAAUAAGGAAUAGCAGCAAAAACCAUUUAAAAUGCAUACAGCGUGUAACUCAAUAAAACCAUGACACACAAAAAACAUACAAUACUGAGAAAGGUAUUCCAUUCAGAGAUCCCUUCCGUGAGCUGUCACCUUUAUAAAUACAAGCCAGGUUGCCAACCCAGUGAACCUGAACAGGCAUUUCUCUCUUGGCAUCCACAUCAAGUUCUGGCUCAGGCUAUUGCUGUCAGCAAAAAGCAGAAUCCAUGUGUCCUAUCACAUUGUACUUCUAUUCCCAUCUUUGUUGAUUUCACACUUCAGCCAGACAAUUGGCAGCAGAGGCCAGCAACCCCAUCAUCUGAUUUUCACAAGAUAAACACUCACAGACGUCCGACGUCCGCCCUCCUUCGGGAGGAUCACUGCAAAUGUCUCACUCAAAAAAAAAACCAAGAUGGGCAAGUCUGCUUUCUUGGCAGGGUGACACAAGACUGGCUCAUCAUAAUGUGAACACCACAGAUGUAUUUUUUUUUCCUGCGUAUUAUAUAUUGCAUAAGACUAUAAAAGAGUGAAAACCAAGGGAAUC
Polypterus senegalus (gray bichir) is the source of this 7290-nucleotide messenger RNA. RefSeq names its product protein tyrosine phosphatase non-receptor type 20 (gene ptpn20). Gene Ontology annotation, cellular component: cytoskeleton. The transcript is spliced from 46 exons. Gene Ontology annotation, molecular function: protein binding; protein tyrosine phosphatase activity. Gene Ontology annotation, biological process: protein dephosphorylation. The record is from RefSeq and is a predicted model, not a curated record. NCBI's taxonomy places the organism in Eukaryota, Metazoa, Chordata, Cladistia, Polypteriformes, Polypteridae.